GUGACGUUAUUGGAACAACAUAGAUCAAUCCAAGGGCUCCACGCGCUCCACGCGUGAUUGAACAGUAUCUGAAAGCCCAAUAUACAAAUUGAACAUUUGAUACUCGCGCUCUCUCUGUCUUUCCCCGAAAGCCAUGUUAUCUCCUCCUCCCAGACCAAAACUAGGGUUUCCAUUGGAUUCUUGUUAUAUAAACCUUGAAAAAUACUAACUUUUUGGGUUUUAAAAGGUUCACCUAACGAGAGAUUAGUGCUGGUUCAAGAAGAAUCUAUGCAAAUAUUUUUGCUCUGGGAAUCCAACACCACGUGAGUGAAUGGAUGUGGCUUUUACCCAUCUCUCGUGGUGGUUGUGGAGAGGAAAACAUCAAGAGCCAAGAAUCUCAAAUGGGUCGUCCAUAAAUUCUUCAGCUGAUUCUGUUCUGUUGGAAUUGGAUGUUUUGAGAUUUCCUUUUGUUAAGCAGGGAAUUGUGCCUUCCUCUUCUGGAAGGGUAAAGCGGAAAUGGCAUAGUAGGGAAGAGCCGAAAAUAGAUAGGGAAUAUGAUGUUGUUAUAGUUCCAUCUGAUGGUGGAAUUGUUUCUGAUUCUGAAUCUGAUGAUUCUGAUUGGUCUAUUGGCUGGUUGGAGCCUCAUGGAACUGGGUUCUCAAGUGAUGAUGGUGAAAGUCAUGAAACAGAUAACAGUUUUGCUGUGCUUGUUCCCUGUUAUGGACGCAAUUUCAGUGCCAUGGUGGAGGAGGAUCCCAAAAGCAACUUACUGGGCAACGUUGGGUACUUUCCAGAUAGUUAUUCAGAUGAGAGCAAGAAAUAUGUAGAAAAUUGGAUCUCCUCUCUUCGAAAUUCCUGAUGCACAAAUACUCUAAUUAUGUCUCUGCAGUAUAGAGCAGCCUCUGUUACUAUUGCUCUGUUGAAAUCCUCAUUUGUCUUCUUUAGCCAAUAAACAAUUGUUCACUGUAAACUUGGGGCCAAAAAAAAUGCUGUACUGCAAUGUGAUGGCGUAGUAGGAUUGCUAAACUUUGGGUCUAGCCUAAUUCAAAUCCUUUGAGGAGCAAACGUGGUCAAUAAUAAAGCAGUUGUGAUUCUUUAGCAUUGUCUUGUAGUGAUGUACCCCUGAUGUUCUGCUCUCAACCUUAGAGAAUCAAAACAUUGGAGAGAAAAGGAAAAAUUUAUGCAUGAAUGCAUGUUAAAUGGAGAGAGCUUGCAAUUCUUUGAUGUAAAUAUUUAUGUACAUAUGAAAUUAAUUGUAUCAUAUCUGUUAAA
Messenger RNA from Gastrolobium bilobum, 1251 nucleotides. RefSeq lists its product as uncharacterized. Lineage: Eukaryota; Viridiplantae; Streptophyta; Magnoliopsida; Fabales; Fabaceae. The record is from RefSeq and is a predicted model, not a curated record. The transcript has 3 exons. The coding region runs from base 311 to 838 and encodes 175 amino acids.